Glarea lozoyensis ATCC 20868 is the source of this 2001-nucleotide messenger RNA. RefSeq lists its product as uncharacterized. The record is from RefSeq and is a predicted model, not a curated record. Gene Ontology annotation, cellular component: mitochondrial outer membrane. The coding region runs from base 1 to 2001 and encodes 666 amino acids. The transcript has 2 exons. NCBI's taxonomy places the organism in Eukaryota, Fungi, Ascomycota, Leotiomycetes, Helotiales, Helotiaceae.
AUGUCUAUCGUAGCUGACCAAGUACGGCGCGUCGAUAGCCAACUCGACCGCGUUCAAUUGGUCCCUCCAUCGACACAAGAUGGUGAAUUCUCAGCAGACAACCACAUUAUCCCUUCGUCAGCCAGACUUGUAGAGCUGCAGGCUAUAGUCAAGUCUCUCUCUAGCACCUCUUCUUCGAGCCCACUUCUCUCUUCAUGGCGGAUAUCAUCUCUUCUACAACAAGCCGGACUUUCAGACUUCACGAUCGAUCAAGAUGACGACGAUGAAGACACUAUCAGCACGUACGAGACACAACUGGAAUGGUUGUUGGUCAGCAAGGCUACUGUUCAAACCUACGGGCUGUUGUUGAAUAUACUUUUAGAGCAGACCAUACCUUUAAACGAUGACAUAUGGUACUGGGACGAGAUUCUUGGCUCAUAUUCUUACUCGAGUUUGUACACUAUCCAGACUUCUCCUCUUCGAUUUUUAGCAUGGUCCAAGGAUAUAUAUCGGGAGACUAAGCACAAGGCGUCCCGAAUUAGACGGAAUCCAGAGAAUAGUAUUUCAGCGAGCGGGCUCGGGACGACUCUGGCACACCAAUGGAAGCAGUUCUAUGGCCUCGUUCGAGAGAGCGUGAGGGAAAGAUCUGUUGGCAAUAUACAGCGGAGAGUUCUGUCUCCAAUUGCAGUAUGCCGCACUGAAGCCAGACAUAAGCAGUCACGACUAAAGAGGCUACGAGAAAUGGGGGCCAGUGGACUGGGAGUUCUCAUGGACGAGGGAUUGAAUUUUGGCAUCAGUGAUGAGAGCAGCGAGAUCACGAAGACUGACUAUAACGACAGCCAAGAGUGGAAGAUGGUUGUGGAACGCAGCGUCGCCCUGAUGGACAAUGUUCUCCGAAACGUUACCGCACUGGAGAAUGGUGUGGCCGAUUUCGAGGAUAUGGUAUUCAGCAGCGUUGAGGAAGAUCCAGAGCUAUCAUCGCUUCGCGCUGAAGAUUCCGAAGCUGUGAGACUCAGGAAAGUGUCCCAGCGUCUUCAGCACAUUCUGAAAACGCAUGUGCGUGAUUACUCCUCUAAAUCAAAGCAACUUGCUUCGAAAUAUGGACGGCCUUCUAGACUUAUUCGGUACUGGAUCCCUGCCGUUAUCUUCAUUCUUUCUUCGUCAACCAUACUCCGUAUUCUCGUGAACAGGAAGGCAGAGAUAGUCACAUGGAUCCAAGAUUUCGGGACCACCGUACGUGAUUUCUGGUCGAACUGGAUUAUGGAGCCAACAAAGAAAGUGAUUGGUACCAUACGCCACGAUAAGGAUAGUGCAAUUGCUAUCAUGAGCAAGGAGAGUUUGAAGGGUGACAGGGACAGUCUGGAGCGUAUGGUUGUUGACUUUGCCGUGGACAACCCAAACUCAGCAACCAAUGGCAACGCGCCUCUUAGUGAAGCUCAAAUCGCUGAGAUUCGUUUGAAAGUGAAAGAAGGUGACCUGACGCCAGUGCUUAGAGCCUACGAGAAGGAUCUGAGGCAGCCAUUCGUUGGAACUCUUCGUGGUGAUCUCAUACGAGCUCUUCUUAUUCAGGUGCAAAAGACAAAGGUCGACGUCGAAGUGGCAUUAAGUGGAAUUGACUCCCUAUUAAAGAGCCAGGAGUUGGUAUUUGGGUUUAUCGGCCUCACUCCAGGUGUUCUAGUAUGCUUUGCGGCAUUCAGAUAUUUGGGAGGUGUGUUUGGAAGCAGAAGAGGUCUAAGACGAGGACGUAAGGCAGGCCAGACAGUCCGAGUUCUUCGAAACAUAGAUAGGAUCUUGACAAUAGCCACGCCGACGCAGGAAAACAUCCUGUCAUAUAAAGAUCAUGGCCUGCUAUUAUGCGAAGUCCACAUCUUACGCCAAGGGUCCAGCAAAUUGUUCCCUGGGGAUAUUGAACGGGAAUUUCUCGAGGAUGUCAACGAUCUCUGUAACAUCAACAGUGGCAUACAGCAGCAGCUCAAGACGCUCGACCGGAUUAGAUGGGGUUAUGCUAAGUGGCUGAAGUAG